Messenger RNA from Polyodon spathula (Mississippi paddlefish), 2218 nucleotides. Its product is annotated as E3 ubiquitin-protein ligase CBL-B-like. Gene Ontology annotation, biological process: cell surface receptor signaling pathway; negative regulation of epidermal growth factor-activated receptor activity. Gene Ontology annotation, molecular function: SH3 domain binding; phosphotyrosine residue binding; calcium ion binding. The transcript has 15 exons. The record is from RefSeq and is a predicted model, not a curated record. The coding region runs from base 62 to 2152 and encodes 696 amino acids. Gene Ontology annotation, cellular component: plasma membrane; membrane raft. Lineage: Eukaryota; Metazoa; Chordata; Actinopteri; Acipenseriformes; Polyodontidae.
GAGAGACAGAGAGAGAGAGAGAGAGAGAGAGAGAGACCUCCGCUCAAAUACAGGCUCAGCGAUGGCAUCGGGAGCAGGGGCAGUGGCCCAGCGGAGAGGGUCCGGGGCCCCUGGGGUGGUCGUGGCCCCCGUGGAUCGCAGGACAGUGGAGAGGACCUGCAGAUACCUGGAGAAGCUGAACAAGCUGUGCCAGAACCCGAAGCUGGGCCUCCGGAACAGCCCGCCUUACCUCCUGGAGCUGGUCCCAGACUCCCUCCAGCACCUGCAGCUCGUGGUGGAGGUGUCGGAGCUGCGCAAGGAGCCCCCCUGGCAGCAGGAGUACUUCUGCGUGUACCUGAGGAAUCUGCAGAGCAAAGCGCAGCAAGCCAUCCGCAUCUUCAAGGAGGGCAAGGAUAGGAUGUACGAGGAAGGGUCGCCCUCAAGGAGGAACCUCACGAAGCUCUCUCUGAUCUUCAGCCACAUGCUGGCUGAGGCCCGGGCUCUGUAUCCCGAUGGCCAGCCCCACAGCGGCCCCUACAGGCUGACCAAGAGUGAGGCGGCCAACUUCUGGAAGAGAUCCUUCGGGGACAGGUGUCUGGUUCACUGGUCCUGUUUCCAGGAGCAGCUCUGUCGAGUUCAUUUUUUCCAGCAUGGUUUGGAGUCUGUGGCUCUCAAAUCCACCAUCGACCUGACCUGCAACGAUCACAUCUCUGUCUUUGAGUUCGACAUCUUCACACGGCUCUUCCAGCCGUGGCCAACCCUGCUGAAGAACUGGAAUCAUCUGGCUGUGACUCACCCAGGGUACAUGGCCUUCCUGACCUACGACGAGGUGAAGAUCCGCCUGCAAAACUACAGCAGCAAGCCAGGCAGCUAUGUCUUCAGGCUGAGCUGCACCCGGCUGGGGCAGUGGGCGAUCGGCUACGUCACUCGGGACGGCAACAUCCUGCAAACCAUCCCCCAGAACAGGCCUCUCUUCCAGGCUCUGAUGGAGGGCUACCGCGAGGGCUUCUACCUGUACCCAGACGGGCGGAACAUUAACCCCGACCUGUCCUGUUUAAAUGAACCCGCCAAUCAGGAUCACAUCAGAGUGUCGCAGGAGCAGUAUGCAUUGUACUGUGAGAUGGGCUCCUCAUUCCAGCUGUGUAAGAUCUGUGCCGAGCAUGACAAGGACAUUCGGAUCGAGCCCUGCGGGCACCUGCUGUGCAACCACUGCCUCCACGCCUGGCUGGAGUCAGACAGCCAGACCUGCCCUUUCUGUCGCUGUGAGAUCAAAGGCAUGGAGCCCAUUGUGGUCGACCCCUUCAACCCACCCCAGGAAGGUCAAGUUCAGGGGAUGAAAGUCAACGAGGGGUCGGAGGAGCUGGAGGAGGAAGAGGAGGAUUUGGAAGAUGUGGAGCAGGUGAUGAAGAUAGUGGCUUCCACGAAGCAGUCCCAAGAUCUCUCGUCCCCCACCCUGUCCUCUCCCCUGCCCCCCCCUAUGUCCAUCCCUCCUGUCCCCCCCCGAUUAGACCUGCUAUCAACCAGAAGCCCUGGCCUUCCCACACCACAGGCCUCUUUAAAUUCUGGGGCCCCCCCGGGGAGGAACCCCCCCCACCACCCUGCGGUGCCCCCCCGAUCACCGGCACUGAGACAACGCACCCUCUGCGCAGCAGACCUGCUCAACAGGACAGCCAGCCUGCCGGUGCCAGUAGAGGUUGACGCUGAGCAGUAUGACAAUCGUGUGAACGCACUGAAGUCCAGUCUCUCAGUGCAAGAGCCUGCCCCGUCACGAAUCUGGACAUUGGAGGAGAGAUCGAGCAGCGAGGAGGAGGAGGAGGGGCAGGAGGCGGGGCUAGGGAAGGGGCAGGGGGGCGGCACUGAAACAAACCCUGUGCUCACCAUCCUCUCCUCUCUCAACAGCAGCCACCCCCGCAGGAACCUCGUCUGGAGUAACGCAUUCUGCUCGGAGCAGCGGGGGUCCCACAAUGCACUGCAGCCUCCUCUGGUCAGCCACCAGUCAUCAGGGUGCACAGAAGCCCCACCCACCUCCCAGGAUGGACCAAUGGCGACGUUGCUGCGGGAGGGCUACAGCCAACAGGAUGUGGACAAGGCCCUGAGCAUCGCCCCCUCCAAUCUGGAGCUGGCCAGAGCCAUCCUGAUAUCAUUCACCUCGACUGGACACAAGAGGCUCUGAGAGAGGAGAGGAGAGGAGAGGGGAGAGGGGAGGAGAGAGAGAGGAGAGGGGCAGAGAGGAGAGAGG